AGGGGUGCACUGUGAGGGGAGAGGAGGACAUUGUUUGCCUGUGUCUGUGGGCAACGGAAAAGCAUGAGUUAUCAGGGCAUGUGUGAGUGUGUUUAGAAAGUGUGUUUGUGUGUGAACGAGUGCACUGGAUUGAGGUUGCAUUGGACAGAGUAUGCAUGUGCAUAUGUGUGUGAGGAGUGUUCAUGUUUGGGAUGUUGGAGCCGGGAGGCCAUUCAAAGGAUGCUCAAACAAAGCUGGAUUUUUUUUUGUCUCACUCCUUUUUGAAUGGUGAUUGAGGACUGGCUGGAUUCCUUUACUCGGGCUGUUUGGUUCAACUGUGCUUUAGGGAGACCGCUGGGCAGUGAUCUGAGCUAACUGGGUAAUCAUUGAUCGUGAGGCUGGGGCUUUGUCUGGGUACCACUCUCUGAUCCGACUGUGUUCUCCCCUGUGGAUCCACUGACUGCAUCAUCUGCUCUGCAGAGACAUGCAUGAUGUAGCUGAAGGAUCUUCCGCAUGUAUGGCCGAGGUGCCUUACCUCACCUAUUACCUCACUAGCCUUGGGGCUGAAGGAUCAUGGGUAACCUUAUCAGCCGGCCCAGCUGCCUGGGCCAGAAGUCCAAGCAUGUGAGGUCAGACGAGGAUUUCCUGAAGGAGUGCUACCAACGACGAAGAGAUUGGCAGCCCUCGGAGCAACAUGGGGAGGCCAAACCAGAAGUUGCCGUCCACAAUAAAGCAAGCGAGGAUGCAAACAAGGAACGAGAGCUGGAGAGAGACAAGGAGGCACAGGAAAUUGAUCAAAAGAGGGAGGAGGGAGCGUAUACUCCCAUUUCGGAUAAACCCCUCCGCAGCUCUCCUGCAUCCACAAUCAGGAGCACUAGUACUCUGGAGAAUGCCUGGCACAACAGCCCUUCCCCAAUAAAAACAUCUCGAAAUGGGACACUAACAAGGAGAUCAGUGCCUCCAGAGUUUACCAGAUCCCCCUUGGCUCACCCGGACAUGAGCGCAGCAGAGAGGAGGGCUAGCUUCCAGAGGAGAGACUCCAGAGAAGGAAGCCCCUGGUCCUGGAAGACUCUGGGAUCCCGUGAGGUUACAGAGGUGACGGAGGUGACGGAAACUACUGUAACCGAAAUUGUGGAAGUUACCGAGUAUCCGUCUGGAGAUAAAGGAGGGGACCCCAUAGUCACCAGAACUGUAAGAGUCCUGAACGGGGUCGCCGAGGAACUCGCAGAGCUCCAAAGUGAUGGACACUCAAGCUCAGACCAGGAUUCCAGCCUGGAUAGAUGGAGGGGAACAAGAUCUGCCUUGGCUACAGAUUCUGAGACAUUUCUCCAAAACCUGGAGGCUUUGCUCACAUGGGUCAGUGAGAUAGAGGAGCUCACAGCCCAUCAGAAACCUCCUUCCUCAGAGGUCAAAGUGGCGAAAGCACAGCUCCAAGAACAAAAGCUCCUGCAGCGCCUCCUAACAGACCGAAGGCGUAGUAUGGACUCCUUGUUUUAUGAGGGCCCUCGGCUUUCAGAGGCCCAUCCAGGACAGGAAGGGGAGCAGGAAAAGGUCAAGCUCUCCACUCUCAAACAGAAGUGGGAGGCCUUGCAGCUUGGGGCAGAGCAAAGGAGAGCCAGUCUGGAGCUCAUUCUGCCCAGGGCCCAGCUCUUCCAGGAAGGAGUAGACAGCUUGCAGCAGUGGCUCAUAUCUGUGGAACAGACCCUUGCUGAACUACGCAAUGCAGAGAGAGUGAUGCUGCAUCUAUCAGAGGCUACAGAUAGGGCCAAGGCCGUUGUUGAAGAGAUUCAAGUCAAAACGUCUCAGCUAGGGAAAAUUCAAAAGUCAGGACAUGAGCUGAUGGAAGCAAUUUCAGAGGAAGAAGCUCAGCUGGUGCAGGAGAAGAUGGAUGCUCUACGUAUCCGUUGCUCUGUGCUGAGUCUAAGCAGUCUGGACGUGCUGCAGAGGCUGGAGCAGGCCCUGGAGGCCUCUAGUCGCUGCACCUCCAGCCAGGAGGACCUCCAUUUGUGGCUGGGCCGCAUCGAGAGGGAGCUCCUGGGGGCAGCAGGAGCGCAGACACAUGCUGGAGAUGCCGUACUAUGUGCAGCUGAGAGACAGAGGCUGGAACAGGCGGUGGUGAAAGAGAUGGCUUGGUUCAAAGACACAGCGCUAAGUCUUGAAAAACUGAAAACCGUUCAUCUGGAUCCAAAACUCAUAGCAGAACAACUCUAUGAACAGAAGAUUUUGGCAGUGGAGAUUCUCCAACACCGGUUCAACAUUGAGAAGAUGGCAAAGAUCGCUGAAAUCUUGCUGACAUACAGUGAUGAAGGAGAAACAGUCGAUUUGCAGACCCCUCUAGAGGCCUUACAGGAACAAUGCAACACCACCUCUGCCACCAAUUCCCAUGUGGUCCUGCAGCUUGAGCACGCUCAGUCGCUUCUUCUCCAGUUCUCAGAGGGCCUUGCUGAGGUCUCGCCCUGGCUUAAAGAAACUCAAACCCUAAUUGAACAGCUCUCCCUGAGCACCAUUAGCUAUGAGGCAUUUCGGGAACAACAGGACCUCUUACAGGGUCUGAGGGAGUCUAUAGCAGAACACAGACCUUUGAUUGCACGCUUAUGCUCUCUGGCAAAACGCUUGUCAGAACUGAACCCCAUUCAGGGGGACGAGUUCUGUCGAAUGGCUUCAGAGACCGAGGAGCAGCAUAGAGCCAUCAGAGACCGGGUCAGAGAGACUGCUAAUCUACUCGAGGAGUCAUUGCCUAGAUUCACUCAGCUGAACGAGAGGAUGAUCCUUAUCAGAGAGAGUCUUGACCGUCUGCACAGUCGAUUAGAGACCCCCACCUCUCUACAAUGCCUCACCCCAAGGAUCCAGGAGCAGCUGCAGGACAACAAGCACACCCUGGCUGAGCUAUCCAAGCUGAUGCUGGGCCUUAGCAGUGUCAAAACACAGGCAGAUGAACUGCUGGCUAACACGCGGGCAGCUGGUGAUGGAUCUGUCGGCACAGCAAUCCAGGAGCAGGUGUCCGGUCUGUCCCAGCUGUGGGAUGAGACACAUACUCAGGCCCAGGAGAGAGAAAGCUGGCUGCUCAAACUCUUGGAUCUUGCCUUGAAGUUCUGGAGCGAUGUCAGCGAUGUCACGGCUGCUCUCAAUGAUGCUCAGCAGGCAGUUUUGGAUCUCAAUGCUAGUCGGACAGAUUCCGAAACAAUCCGCCAGAGCCUUGAAAGCAUGCAGACUCUCAGGGAGGAUGUUGAUAGUUUACAGGGAGAUCUGGACACCCUUGGUGUUUUGGGAAUGGAUCUGAUGUCAGCAUGUGGCGAUACAGACAAACCAGAUGUCACAAAGACCCUGGAUGAACUUUAUUGCACAUGGAACAACUUGAGUAAACUGUGGAGCGAAUGUCACAAAAAGCUGGAGGAGUCCUUGCAGUUGGCACUGCAUUAUCAAGACACUAUGCAGGGUCUUUUUGAGUGGUUGAAGUCAGCUGAGCUGAGGUCUACUGAAGAGUUCAUGGUAGGAACUGACCUGGAAUCCGUCAAAGAGCAGCUACGCAAUCUCAAGGAAUUUAAGCGGGAACUUUACCAGAAAAAAAUCGAGAUUGAAAGCCUGAACCAUCGCUUUGUGUGCCGGCUGUCUCCAGGCUCAGAGCGCCCAGGCUCCGUCUCACCGCUGUGUGACUUCAGACAGCGCUGGGACAGCUUGGAGUCAGAGACUGUCAGCAGACAGCAUCAGCUGGAGUGUGCUCUGCUGGGUCUGGGUCAGUUCCAAAACACGCUGGACGAGCUACACACAUGGCUUUCCUGGACUGCUAAGCAACUGCAGGGCAGCCGGCCAAUCAGCAUCGACCUGCAGGCCUGUGAAAUAGAGCUGGCCAAACACAAGGUCUUGCGUAAUGAUGUCAUGUCCCAUGUUCGCACGAUGGAGUCCCUGAACCAGGCUGGCAGGGGGCUGCUGGAGGUUGGGUCCGGGGACAGCCCACAUGGUCUGCAGCCUCGGCUGGAGCAACUCAAUGACAGCUGGGAGUUUGUCCGCUGUGAGACUGAACGCAGGCAGCUGGAAUUAGAGAACAGACUGAGUCAGGUACAAGAUGUUACAAUGGAAAUUCAGGAUCUCCUGCAGUGGCUGGAGAACACAGACCUGAGACUGUCCUCCUCUAAAACCGUGUGGGGUAUGCCGGACUCUGCCUGUGAGAGACUCAAUGCACAUUUGGAGUUGUGCAGUGAGAUGGAGUCAAAGCAUCACGCCUUCACGGAUGUGAAGAAUGCCAUCCUCAGGAUGCUGGAGAGCAGCGACGUUGUGCGGGGAUCGAGCACCGAGCACAGCUUAUCUAUUCUGGAACAGAAAUGGGCGUCUGUUUACAGCAAAGUCCAGGAGCGAAAGGCGAGGCUAACAGAAGGAUUGAGUCUGGCCAAGGAGUUCCACGUUAACGUCCAGGAGCUUCUCACUAAGAUGAGCAAGUGUGAGGAGUCCAUUGGGCUUUUUCCUGCUCCCAGCUUUGUUCUGGACAAAGUCUGUACUCAGCUGCAGGACCACAGAACACUGGUGAAUGAGGUGAAUGGUUACGGUGAGAAGAAGACCACAGUGGAAAGCACAGCCCGCAGACUAAUAGAACUGAGCCGGAAGGAAGACUGUGAUGUCAUUCAUAACCUAAUCAUGACUGUCCAGGAUCGCCACAAAAAGCUACAGCAGCGAGCUUCAGAGAGAGGCAGGGCACUGGAGGAGGUCAAAAAGACUGCCAAACAGUUUAAUGAAUCGUGGCGCCUGCUGUUGGACUGGAUGACGGAGGUAGAACAGACAUUAGACACGCACAAAGAGAUUGCUGUGUCCCACAAGGAGAUUAAACAGCAACUGACUGAACAGAAGGAGUUCCAGAAACUGCUGAGGUCGAAGAGGCCCAUGUAUGAAGCUACACUGAAAAGUGGACGCAGCCUUCAUGAAAGAGCUCAAACCAGCCACGAUAGACAGCACGUGGAAAAUCUAGUGGCUGAGCUCAAAGACACGUGGGACACCGUCAGUGGCAAGUCUAUGGAGAGACAACACAAGCUGGAGGAAGCGCUGCUGUUCUCAGGGAGAUUCACAGAUGCUCUCCAGGCACUGAAUGACUGGCUGUACAGAGCCGAGCCCCAACUGGCUGAGGACGUUCCGGUUGGCGGAGACAAAGACAUGGUCAACAACCUGAUAGACAAACACAAGGCCUUCCAAAAGGAGUUAGGGAAGCGAGCUGGAUGCAUCAGGACCCUGAAGCGCUCUGUGAGGGAUCUGACCAGGAGCAGCACAGCUGAUGCUCACUGGCUACAGGAGCAGAUGGAUGAGCUGGAGGGCCGCUGGGAGGCAGUGUGCAAACUGUCGGUCAGCAAGCAAGACAGACUGGAGGCUGCGCUUCAGCAGGCUGAAAAGUUUGAUGACCUCGUCCACUCCUUCGCAGAGCGCCUCACUGAGGCAGAGAGGGUACUGAAAUAUGGAGUGAUACCAGAGGAGGAGGAAGGCUUGCUUGCUUUCCGCAAACAACACAAGGAAUCAAUGGAUGUCCUGCAGGCUCAGGGAAUGGAGUUACAGAACAUCCAGUGUCUGGGUGAGGAGAUCCUGGCCUCCUGUCACCCAGACUCCAUAAUCACCCUAAAGUCUUGGAUCAGUGUCACCAAGACCCGCUAUGAGGAGGUUCAGACCUGGGCUCAGCAGCAGGGCCAGAAGAUCCAGGCCAGCUUGGCAGCACUGGAGGCAGAGAGAGAGGAAGUCCAGAGGCUACUGGACUGGAUCUCCUCAGCAGAGGAAUCCCUCAACCUCAGAGACCAAGAGCCUCCGCCGGUGACCACAGAGAUGAACCAAGAGCUGAUCGAGCAACACAAAAUAUUCAUGGAGGAGUUGAAUAAAAAGUUCCCAGAGGUUGAACACGCCACACAAUCCUGCAAACACAAGAGCAUUUCGAAACAGCACGUUUCCCCGAGCAAACGGCCACUCACAAAAAGGAGGAGCACUCUGAAGCUGCAGCCUGCUGUACCGGUUCCCCUGGAGCACCUUGACCCCCAGACCCCAGAGCUCAGUCAGCUGGUCAGUCAGUGGCAGAAACUUUGGCUCCUGGCGGUGGCGAGACAAACCCGUCUGGAGCAACAACAGCAAACACUUAAAGAGAUGGAGGAAUUUGCCAACUUUGACUUCAAUAUUUGGCGAAAGCGUUACAUGCUUUGGAUUAGUCAUCUGAAGUCGCGGAUCUUAGACGUGUUCCGCAGCAUCGACCGGGACCAGGAUGGACGCAUCAGCCAGAAGGAGUUUGUUGAUUAUGUCCUCUCCUCCAAAUUCCCCACCAACUCUCUGGAGAUGAACGCAGUGGCGAACAUCUUCGACAUGAACAGUGACGGCUUCAUUGACUACUAUGAGUUUGUGAGCGCCCUCCACCCGAGCAGAGAUCCCUACAGGAGAACACUGGAUGCCGAUCAGAUCAACGAAGAGGUGAGUCGACAGGUAUCGCAGUGCAACUGUCCCAAGAGGUUCGAAGUGGAGCAAAUUAGUGCCAAUAGAUACAGGUUUGGAGAUUGCCAACAGUUGCGGAUGGUUCGUAUCCUGCGUAGCACGCUGAUGGUCAGGGUGGGAGGAGGCUGGACCGCUCUAGAUGAGUUCCUGGUCAAGAAUGACCCCUGCAGAGUGAAAGGCCGGACCAACCUGAAGAUCAAGGAGAAGUACUUGUCCCCUACAGGGAGCACUUCCAAGGGUUUGACCGUCAGCAGGUCCAACUCCAGCCUCAGCCUCUACAGCAGUGCCUCGGCCCCCACCAGCCCCAUGACACGCAAGGCUUUACUCCGCAGAAGUUUCUCAGGUGACCGCUGCAUCCGUCCCAGGAGCUCCAUCGCUGCUUUGGGGUCCGAUCUACAGUUUGCCACAACAGGGGACGAUAAUUGUCCCUCGCCAUCAGACGAAGCUGCGAGGUUACCCACAUGAUUACCCCUGCCCCCUGAGAACCACGCGCACGCCGCAGUGCGUAACCCAAACACAGCCUUGGGACCCCGAAACAGAGUGAUAAGCAGAAGUAUAAUGAUAAAAGGGCCCAAAACAAAAAAACAAUGAAUCACUCACAUCUUUAAAAAGCCGACCCUGACAGAGGGGAUGGUAAAGUGUCUUUGAAACUACAAAUGUUGAGUUGAGCUCUGUGUGGACAACGAGGAGGUCAGUCCAGAUGUGAGACAGCGAUUUUUUUUGUCCCCUGUUGCACCGCAGUAGAAUAGUAUCGUAGAGAGUAGGAAUUGAACAUUUCUGCAUGGAAGCUUAUUGCAUGACAGCCGGAGCCUUGCUUAAGUUUUUUUUUUCUUCCCCAGUUUAUGAUUCUUUUUCAGUGGUAAAGAUGAGCAGACGGUACCUGAACCCAAGAAUAAUGCUCUGUCGUGGGCUGUAAUGCAGCCUGAGUGAUUUUAAAAGUAGCAUACAGCCGGAACACAUUUGUACAUGGAGUGUUGUCCUGUCCGUACGACUGCCCCUACUAGCAUCCAAAAACACAUAUACCAAAACCAUAAGUAUGUGAAGGUUACAGUAUGCUGUCCUUAGAUUUUUGUGAUUUUAGUUUUGGUUUUACUUCAUUCCAUAAAGAUAACAUUGUUGGCAGGGCCACGCUGUUUUUGUUGUUGUUGUCUUUUACCUUUUUCGAGACCAUGGCUUCAAAUAAGGAUGUAUUUUUUUAUUGUUGUUUUUACUGUAAGGAUGUUUUAAACACUGGAGAUUGCGUAAUUAACAAUGCGAUGAAGUACGACAGGUCAUUGUUGAUUUGUAGAGAUUAUUUUCUCAGGAUUGUUUUUUGCCGUUGGAUGUAUAUAUUUCUAUGGAACAUUACUGUGAACAUGUAGAUGUGUUGUUUUCUUUAUAACAAUGUACUUCCUGGGAAUGUUUUGUUUAGCACAUUCUUUUCAUAAAAAUGCACUUUUUUCUGUGUCCUACUACUUUAGAUUUAGGUUAUUUUACAAAGUGGGAAAUCUGGCAGUUGUCGUGAGUAAGAGAAUACAUGUAGAAUAGAUUACAAGAGAAUGCACUAGAGGUGAUAUGUAUGGGUAAACAGUGUAGUUCUUUCAGUGAAAUCAACCUUUGAGUUUUCUUUUGUCCCGUUUCCAGCCUGUUGUACCAAAAGUAGUACAUUUGAAUUGUUUUUUUUCUGUCUUGAUGUUUUUCUUCUCUGACCUCCAAUCCGUUCAGCAAUUCUCACAACUGGCUGGAUUUUGGGACACUGCUUUUAAAGAUGUAUAAGCAACAUGUGAAACACUGCAUCUGUUUCCUUCAAGGUUUUCUCACAAACCCGAAGAUACCAAAAUGCAUCGUUUCAGCAAAAAUAAAAAGUACUGAUGUGUUCCCUGAGAGAGAAGCAACUGCAGCUCCACCAUCAGUCACCAAUGCUGUUCAGUGCUGCACUGUGCCUUGCUUCCACUCUGGUUCUAUUAUAGAGCAGUUGGUACUUACAAUAUGUUACCAGCAGUGUAAAGCUACUGUAUUUGUAUGUGUACAUUUGUACUAGAUCUACCUGAGGUUGCAUUUGGUCUAUGCAGUUGUGAAAAGGAUUUUUUUUAAGUCAAAGUUUUUUUUACAUGAUAACAGACUUUUUUUCUCUUGGCCUCAAUAUGUUGAAGAAGGGUUAACAUUUUGACUGUACUGUAAAAAAUACAUUAGCCAGAUUUGACUUCUAUUGCUAUGCACCCUAAUCUCUCUGUACUGUAAAUGUUUCUAUACCCAGCACUCAUUCUAAUGUCUAAUUUAGGGAAACUGUAGAUGAAUGUCACUAAUAAUUUUACGUCUUGUACAAAAAAUCUUUUUGUAAUAAAAAAUAAAAUAAUUUGC
Molecule: messenger RNA, 8763 nt
Organism: Etheostoma cragini (Arkansas darter)
Lineage: Eukaryota; Metazoa; Chordata; Actinopteri; Perciformes; Percidae
Gene: macf1b
Product: microtubule actin crosslinking factor 1b
Exons: 41
Coding region: 553-6888 (2111 amino acids)
Biological process (GO): wound healing; intermediate filament cytoskeleton organization; cytoplasmic microtubule organization
Cellular component (GO): membrane; cytoplasm; intermediate filament
Molecular function (GO): calcium ion binding; microtubule binding; structural molecule activity
Source: RefSeq, a predicted model, not a curated record